Cetraspora pellucida is the source of this 226-nucleotide messenger RNA. The record is from the annotation of a GenBank genome assembly. Lineage: Eukaryota; Fungi; Glomeromycota; Glomeromycetes; Diversisporales; Gigasporaceae.
UGUUGAAUGCCUAGAGACUAUGGCUCAGAUGCAUUUAUAUUUAGUUGAAAAUGCCAAAUCAGAACUUAAUUAUAUUGAUCCAAAUAUUUGUCAAGAGGAUUUCUUAUUAGUGUUCAACAAAAUCACAAUAUCUAUAAAAAACAAUAUUGAUUUAUUUAAUGAAAAAGAUUCAUUUUCUUUCCUAAAAGAACUUAUAAUAAAAGAAGUUUUCAGAAGAAUCAGAUGA